Molecule: messenger RNA, 1356 nt
Organism: Malania oleifera
Lineage: Eukaryota; Viridiplantae; Streptophyta; Magnoliopsida; Santalales; Ximeniaceae
Exons: 1
Coding region: 380-1135 (251 amino acids)
Biological process (GO): vesicle fusion with Golgi apparatus; endoplasmic reticulum to Golgi vesicle-mediated transport
Cellular component (GO): trans-Golgi network; membrane
Source: RefSeq, a predicted model, not a curated record
GGGUGGGGAACAGAACCGUAAGAGGAAAAUAACAGGGAGAGAUAGGGACACGGCUUCACUGCCAUAGCGUGCAGAGGUUCAUAACAUAGGCGAACCCUUUUUACAGUCCAGUUUUCACUACUAUCAAGGUAUUGUUGUAUAUAAGUAUUCCGUCACUCGUCGGGAAUCGGAGCAUUUUAGCCAUGCUUUCACGCGGUCUCUCGACCCCGAUCAGAUCGUUCAUCGAUCCAGGUGAUAAUCAGUGAUUCAGUAGCGGCGAACUCUUCCCCACUACAAUUCGUCGCCAAACUCCUCUCCCAUUUUUUCUCUGUUUCCUUCUGAUUUUCCCAGAAAAAGAAAAAAAUCACCCGACGAAACAUAUUCUGAGAAAUCUACGACCAUGUCGAAGGAAUUCAACGUCCCGCCGGUGGUCUUUCCCUCCGGCGGAAACCCAGGGCCCUCCGCACAGACUCGCCGACCCACGGCGCCGUUCCAGCCGCCGCGUUCCGCCAGCCCUAGCAUCCCUUUCAUGUCCUUUGACGUGGGCUCAGCCGCCGCCGCCGCCGCCUCCGCCACGUCCACCUCCUUCUCCGCCCCGCAGUAUGGCGGCCCCGGCAUCGGCGUUGGCGUCUUCGAGGACGAGCCUCCGCUUCUCGAAGAGCUUGGGAUCAACACGAAGCAAAUCUGGAACAAAACUAUCUCGAUCUUGAUUCCCUUUCGCCUAAACCCUAAUCUCCACGAGGACGCCGAUCUUUCCGGUCCGUUCUUGCUGAUCAUGGCCUUUGGAUUAUUUCAGUUACUCGCAGGGAAGAUCCAUUUCGGGAUUAUUUUGGGUUGGGUGACAGUGGCGGCGAUGUUUCUCUACGCUGUCUUCAAUAUGUUGGCGGGGCGGAACGGAAAUCUCGAUCUGUAUAGGUGUUUGAGCUUAAUUGGGUACUGUAUGUUGCCCAUGGUGAUUCUAUCGGCUUUCUCGCUCUUCGUUCCGCAGGGUGGUGUGGUGAUUUUUACCGUGGCGGCGGUUUUUGUGAUAUGGUCAACGCGGGUUUGCACGAGGCUGUUGGUUGAGCUUGCUUCGUGUGGGGACGAGCAUCGUGGGUUGAUUGCGUAUGCAUGUUUCUUGAUUUACACACUGUUUUCGUUGUUGGUAAUAUUUUGAACAGAAUUGAUGGUAUUGCUUGUGGGUUGAAUUGCGUUUUUAGGUUCACCAUAGUUUGCUGUGUCUUACCAUGUCACCUCAGAUCAGUCUUAAUAGCUUCUUGUUUGCCAUGAAGCUCAUGCAAAUGCAACUUUUUCUUUAGUAAUUUUCUGGAUUAUUAGACCCAUACCUUAGUGAAUCAUUUUAGCGGGUUCUCUUACAAAUGAAAAUUACUUUCAGAA